Coniosporium apollinis CBS 100218 is the source of this 714-nucleotide messenger RNA. RefSeq lists its product as uncharacterized. The transcript has 5 exons. Lineage: Eukaryota; Fungi; Ascomycota; Dothideomycetes. Gene Ontology annotation, cellular component: catalytic step 2 spliceosome. Bases 1 to 714 code for a protein of 237 amino acids. The record is from RefSeq and is a predicted model, not a curated record. Gene Ontology annotation, biological process: mRNA cis splicing, via spliceosome. Gene Ontology annotation, molecular function: RNA binding.
AUGACAACCGCCCACAGACCUACCUUCGACCCGGCCCGCGGCAAAGAAGCCCAGCGCGGACCCGCCUACCACCAGCGCCUCCUUCCCGCGCACACGAUCCUCAAGCACCGACAACCAGGCCAAGGCGGCAAUGCCGACGCCGAAGUGCGGGACCUCCGCGCCGAACUUUUGCGCGCAGAAGCGGCGCACUUUGCGAAGAAGAAUGGCGGAGCACCCGCAGCGGAUGACGAAUCGGCGGCUAGUACGACCGGAUCAAAGCGACAGCUAGAGGCAGCGCCAGAGGAUGAGGGAGGAGAAGAGGAUCCGGAAGCUAAGCGCAGGCGGCUUAUACUGGAGGAGGCGAGGGAGGUUGAUGCGGAUUCGGAUGGGGAAAGCAGCGAGAGCAGCGAUGAGGAUGAAGACGAUGAGGAUGAGGAGGAUGAGACUGCGGAGCUCAUGCGCGAGCUGGAGAAGAUCAAAAAGGAGCGGGCAGAGCAGAAGGCUAAAGAGGAAGCCGAACGAGCCGCGAAAGAUGAGGAGCAGCGAGAGUUCGACAUUGCGAGAGGCAACCCUUUACUAAACCCCAAAGACUUCAAUGUCAAGCGUAGAUGGGACGACGACGUAGUAUUCAAGAAUCAGGCCAGGGGAACUGAGGACAAGAAAAAGAAAGAGUUUGUCAACGAUCUGCUGCGGUCGGACUUCCAUAAGCGCUUUAUGAGCAAGUACGUGCGAUGA